Piliocolobus tephrosceles (Ugandan red Colobus) is the source of this 8304-nucleotide messenger RNA. RefSeq names its product zinc finger protein 462 (gene ZNF462). Bases 290 to 7816 code for a protein of 2508 amino acids. The transcript is spliced from 13 exons. Lineage: Eukaryota; Metazoa; Chordata; Mammalia; Primates; Cercopithecidae. The record is from RefSeq and is a predicted model, not a curated record. Gene Ontology annotation, biological process: positive regulation of transcription by RNA polymerase II. Gene Ontology annotation, cellular component: nucleus.
GGAGAGGGAGGGAGGGAGAGAGAGGGAGAGGGAGAGAGACGGAUAUCUCAGGUCAUCUGCAGCUGCAGCGAGUCUGAGGAGCCGAGGAAGGCAGGGAAGAUGGCGAUCCUCCAUUGCUGAGACCCGGCAGAAGCACAUGAGACUCCCAAACAACUUCCACAACAAUAACCCGAGCAGGAAGAGGAGAAAGAGAAAGAGGAUAAGGAGGCGGUGGGGCUGGAGAACCCGAAGCACCUCCCGGCGCCGGGACGCUUCUUCUGUUCCUAAUGUGAGAGGGUAGACCCAGAUCAUGGAGGUGCUUCAGUGUGAUGGCUGUGAUUUCAGAGCCCCGUCUUAUGAAGAUCUCAAGGCACACAUUCAGGAUGUCCACACGGCAUUUCUGCAGCCAACUGAUGUUGCUGAGGACAAUGUGAAUGAGCCACGAUGCGGGUCCAUGAAUGCCAGUAAUCAGACAGAGGUGGAGUUUUCUUCUAUAAAGGAUGAAUUUGCCAUUGCAGAAGAUUUAUCAGGUCAAAAUGCAACUGCAUUGGGGACCGGAGGUUACUAUGGCCACAGUCCAGGAUAUUAUGGUCAUCAUAUUGCCGCUAAUCCCAAACCAACAAACAAGUUUUUUCAAUGCAAGUUCUGCGUACGCUACUUCAGGUCAAAAAACCUCCUCAUAGAACACACUAGAAAGGUCCAUGGAGCUCAAGCUGAAGGGAGUUCAUCAGGACCCCCUGUCCCGGGAUCCUUAAAUUAUAAUAUCAUGAUGCACGAGGGAUUUGGAAAGGUCUUCUCUUGCCAGUUUUGCACAUACAAGUCACCAAGAAGGGCAAGAAUAAUUAAGCAUCAGAAGAUGUAUCACAAAAACAAUUUGAAGGAGACCACUGCUCCCCCACCUGCUCCUGCUCCAAUGCCAGACCCUGUGGUUCCGCCCAUAUCCCUGCAGGACCCCUGCAAGGAACUGCCAGCAGAGGUUGUGGAGCGCAGCAUCUUAGAGUCUAUGGUGAAGCCUUUGACCAAAUCUCGAGGCAACUUUUGUUGUGAGUGGUGCAGCUACCAGACCCCCCGCCGAGAACGCUGGUGUGACCACAUGAUGAAGAAACACCGCAGUAUGGUCAAGAUCCUUUCCAGUCUCAGACAGCAACAAGAAGGAACUAAUCUACCUGAUGUGCCGAACAAGAGUGCCCCCAGCCCCACUUCCAACUCCACCUAUCUGACCAUGAAUGCUGCAAGCCGGGAGAUACCCAAUACUACCGUCUCCAACUUCAGGGGCUCCAUGGGCAACUCCAUCAUGAGACCCAAUUCUUCUUCAGCUUCCAAGUUUUCGCCCAUGUCUUACCCUCAGAUGAAGCCGAAGUCACCUCACAAUUCUGGUCUAGUUAACUUGGCAGAGAGAUCCCGUUAUGGAAUGACUGACAUGACCAAUUCUUCUGCUGACCUGGAAACUAAUAGCAUGCUAAAUGACUCUAGUUCUGAUGAAGAGUUAAAUGAAAUAGACAGUGAGAAUGGUUUAAGUGCUAUGGAUCACCAGACAUCAGGCCUGUCUGCAGAGCAGCUGAUGGGCUCAGAUGGCAACAAAUUAUUGGAGACCAAGGGGAUUCCAUUUAGAAGAUUCAUGAAUAGGUUCCAGUGCCCCUUUUGUCCUUUCCUCACCAUGCAUCGACGUAGCAUCUCUCGUCACAUAGAAAACAUCCACUUAUCUGGAAAGACAGCUGUCUACAAAUGUGACGAAUGUCCGUUUACUUGCAAGAGCUCGUUGAAACUUGGGGCUCACAAACAGUGUCACACGGGUACAACGUCAGAUUGGGAUGCUGUGAAUUCCCAGAGUGAAAGCAUUUCAUCCUCACUGAAUGAAGGUGUGGUGUCUUAUGAGAGCUCAAGCAUCAAUGGUAGAAAGUCAGGAGUCAUGUUGGAUCCCUUGCAGCAGCAACAGCCACCGCAACCACCACCACCGCCACCACCACCACCACCAUCACAACCACAGCCACUGCAGCAGCCACAGCCACCACAGCUGCAGCCACCACAUCAGGUGCCAUCCCAGCCACAAACACAGCCACCACCAACGCAGCAGCCACAGCCACCCACACAAGCCGCACCUCUGCACCCAUACAAAUGCACCAUGUGUAAUUACUCCACCACAACUCUGAAAGGGCUAAGAGUCCAUCAGCAGCAUAAACAUUCAUUCUGUGACAACUUGCCAAAAUUCGAGGGGCAGCCCUCAAGCCUACCAUUGGAAAAUGAGACAGACAGCCACCCCUCUUCCAGCAACACUGUGAAGAAAAGUCAGACCUCAAUUCUUGGGUUGUCCUCCAAGAACAAUUUUGUAGCUAAGGCCUCUAGGAAGCUCGCCAAUGACUUUCCUCUAGAUUUGUCACCCGUGAAGAAGAGAACCAGGAUUGAUGAGAUAGCAAGCAACCUUCAGAGCAAAAUUAACCAAACCAAACAGCAGGAAGAUGCAGUGAUCAAUGUUGAGGAUGAUGAAGAGGAAGAGGAAGACAACGAAGUCGAGAUAGAGGUUGAGUUGGACAGGGAGGAAGAGCCGACAGAACCCAUCAUAGAGGUUCCUACUUCCUUUUCUGCCCAACAGAUAUGGGCAAGAGAUACCAGUGAGCCCCAGAAGGAGCCCAACUUCAGAAACAUCACCCAUGAUUACAAUGCCACCAAUGGGGCUGAGAUUGAGCUCACCCUUUCUGAAGAUGAAGAGGAUUAUUACGGCUCCUCAACAAACUUGAAAGAUCACCAAGUUUCCAAUACUGCUCUGCUGAAUACCCAAACUCCCAUCUAUGGGACCGAGCACAAUAAUGAAAACACAGACUUUGGUGACUCUGGAAGGCUUUACUAUUGUAAACACUGUGACUUUAACAACAAAUCUGCCCGGAGUGUUAGCACCCACUACCAACGAAUGCACCCGUACAUUAAAUUCAGCUUUAGGUACAUCUUGGACCCCAACGAUCACAGUGCAGUGUACAGGUGCCUGGAAUGCUACAUUGAUUACACCAACUUCGAAGAUCUCCAGCAGCAUUAUGGUGAACACCACCCAGAAGCCAUGAAUGUACUCAACUUCGAUCACUCGGACCUGAUCUACCGGUGUCGGUUUUGUUCAUACACGAGCCCGAAUGUUAGAAGCCUGAUGCCACAUUACCAAAGAAUGCAUCCCACGGUGAAGAUCAACAAUGCGAUGAUAUUUUCAAGCUAUGUCGUGGAGCAGCAGGAAGGGCUGAAUACGGAAUCCCAGACCCUGAGGGAGAUUCUGAAUUCAGCUCCCAAGAACAUGGCGACUUCCACGCCUGUGGCUCGUGGUGGUGGUUUGCCAGCUACGUUCAACAAAAACACUCCUUCCAAGACCUUUACUCCUGAAUGUGAAAAUCAGAAGGACCCUUUGGUCAACACUGUUGUUGUUUAUGAUUGUGAUGUUUGUUCGUUUGCAAGCCCCAACAUGCAUUCUGUCUUGGUUCAUUAUCAGAAGAAACACCCCGAAGAAAAGGCUUCCUACUUUAGGAUCCAGAAAACUAUGCGAAUGGUGUCUGUGGACAGGGGCUCUGCCCUUUCUCAAUUAUCAUUUGAGGUGGGUGCUCCAAUGUCUCCCAAAAUGUCCAACAUGGGUUCCCCACCCCCCCCACAACCCCCGCCACCAGACCUCAGUACUGAGCUUUACUACUGCAAACACUGUUCCUACAGCAAUCGGUCAGUUGUGGGAGUGCUUGUCCACUACCAGAAAAGACACCCAGAAAUAAAGGUUACUGCCAAAUAUAUCAGACAGGCUCCUCCCACAGCUGCAAUGAUGAGAGGGGUCGAAGGGCCCCAAGGCUCCCCCCGGCCACCCGCCCCCAUGCAACAGCUGAACCGAAGCAGUUCUGAGAGAGAUGGCCCUCCUGUGGAGAAUGAGAUGUUCUUUUGCCAGCACUGUGAUUAUGGGAACCGGACGGUCAAAGGGGUACUCAUUCAUUAUCAGAAGAAGCACCGGGACUUCAAGGCCAACGCAGAUGUGAUCCGGCAGCAUACAGCCACCAUUCGAAGCCUCUGCGACCGAAAUCAGAAGAAGCCUGCCAGCUGCGUGCUUGUCUCCGCCUCUAACCUGGAGCGGGACAAAACGAAACUCCGAGCACUCAAAUGUAGGCAGUGCUCAUAUACCUCCCCCUACUUCUAUGCACUGAGGAAGCACAUCAAGAAAGACCACCCUGCCCUAAAAGCCACAGUCACGUCCAUCAUGCGAUGGGCAUUUCUGGAUGGCUUGAUAGAAGCUGGCUACCACUGCGAGUGGUGCAUUUACUCCCAUACGGAGCCUAAUGGUUUGCUCCUGCAUUACCAACGGAGACAUCCAGAACACUAUGUUGAUUACACUUACAUGGCUACUAAACUGUGGGCUGGGCCAGACCCAUCCCCUCCCUCUCUCACAAUGCCAACCGAAGCCAAAACCUACAGAUGCAGGGACUGUGUUUUUGAAGCUGUCUCCAUCUGGGACAUCACUAAUCACUACCAAGCGUUCCACCCCUGGGCCAUGAAUGGUGAUGAGUCAGUGCUGCUGGACAUCAUCAAGGAGAAAGAUGCUGUGGAGAAGCCCAUUCUUUCAUCCGAAGAGUUGGCAGGCCCUGUGAAUUGUGAAAACAGUAUACCCACCCCUCUCCCGGAGCAGGAAGCUGAAUGUCCAGAGGAUGCAAGACUGUCCCCUGAGAAAAGCCUGCAGCUAGCUUCAGCCAACCCCGCCAUAUCCUCCACCCCAUACCAGUGCACAGUAUGCCAAUCUGAGUAUAACAACUUGCACGGUCUUCUCACCCAUUAUGGGAAGAAGCACCCUGGCAUGAAAGUGAAGGCUGCUGACUUUGCCCAGGACAUUGACAUCAACCCAGGUGCCGUCUACAAAUGCAGGCAUUGCCCAUACAUCAACACCCGCAUCCAUGGCGUCCUGACCCACUACCAGAAGCGACAUCCGUCCAUCAAGGUGACCGCUGAGGACUUUGUGCACGACGUAGAGCAGUCUGCUGACAUAUCCCAGAACGACGUGGAGGAGACAAGCAGGAUCUUCAAGCAAGGGUAUGGCGCCUACCGGUGCAAACUGUGUCCGUACACGCACGGCACUUUGGAGAAACUGAAAAUCCACUACGAGAAGUAUCACAAUCAGCCUGAAUUUGAUGUCUUUUCCCAGUCGCCCCCGAAGCUCCCAGUCCCCCUUGAGCCUGAGAUGACCACUGAAGUGAGCCCCUCCCAAAUCUCUAUCACUGAGGAGGAGGUGGGAGAGGAGCCCGUGUCCACUUCUCACUUCUCUACCUCCCACCUGGUCUCCCACACUGUGUUCCGGUGCCAGCUCUGCAAGUACUUCUGCUCCACGAGGAAGGGGAUCGCCAGGCACUACCGCAUCAAGCACAAUAAUGUCCGAGCCCAGCCGGAAGGCAAGAACAACCUCUUCAAGUGUGCCCUGUGUGCCUACACCAACCCCAUCCGCAAAGGUCUGGCAGCCCACUACCAGAAGCGCCACGACAUUGAUGCGUAUUACACUCACUGCCUGGCAGCCUCCAGGACCAUCAGCGACAAGCCCAACAAAGUGAUCAUCCCAUCCCCGCCCAAGGAUGACUCCCCUCAGCUGAGCGAGGAACUCCGGCGGGCAGUGGAGAAGAAAAAGUGCUCCUUGUGCUCUUUCCAGUCGUUCAGCAAGAAGGGCAUUGUGUCGCAUUACAUGAAACGCCACCCAGGGGUGUUCCCAAAGAAGCAGCACGCCAGCAAGUUGGGGGGCUACUUCACGGCCGUCUAUGCAGAUGAGCAUGAGAAGCCCACGCUGAUGGAAGAAGAGGAGAGAAGCAGCUUUGAGAAAGCCGAGGUGGAGGGUGAAGCUCAAGAAAUCGAGUGGCUCCCGUUCCGCUGCAUCAAAUGCUUCAAGCUGUCCUUUAGCACUGCAGAGCUGCUGUGCAUGCAUUACACUGACCACCAUAGUCGGGACCUAAAGAGGGACUUCAUCAUUCUGGGCAACGGCCCCCGCUUACAGAACUCCACCUACCAGUGUAAGCACUGUGAUAGCAAACUGCAAAGCACAGCCGAGCUGACCUCACACUUGAACAUUCACAAUGAGGAAUUCCAGAAGCGUGCCAAACGUCAGGAGAGGAGGAAACAGCUUUUGAGCAAGCAGAAAUAUGCAGAUGGUGCUUUUGCAGAUUUCAAACAAGAGAGGCCUUUUGGUCACUUAGAAGAGGUGCCAAAGAUCAAGGAGAGGAAAGUGGUGGGCUACAAAUGUAAAUUCUGUGUGGAAGUGCACCCAACGCUCCGAGCCAUCUGCAAUCACCUCCGAAAGCACGUCCAGUAUGGCAGUGUCCCAGCUGUGUCAGCUGCCGUGAAGGGGCUGCGUUCUCAUGAGAGGAGCCACCUGGCCCUGGCCAUGUUUACCCGCGAGGACAAGUACAGCUGCCAGUAUUGCUCCUUUGUUUCUGCUUUCAGGCACAAUUUGGAUCGCCAUAUGCAAACGCACCACGGACACCAUAAACCAUUCCGAUGCAAACUCUGCUCCUUCAAGUCCUCCUAUAACAGCCGGCUGAAAACACAUAUACUCAAAGCUCAUGCUGGUGAGCAUGCCUACAAGUGUUCUUGGUGCUCAUUCUCCACCAUGACAAUCAGCCAGCUGAAGGAACACUCUCUCAAGGUCCACGGAAAAGCCCUGACCCUUCCCAGGCCACGGAUCGUCAGUCUCCUCUCCUCACACUCCCACCACUCCUCCCAGAAAGCUACCCCAGCUGAAGAAGUGGAAGACUCCAACGAUUCAUCAUAUUCAGAACCCCCAGAUGUUCAGCAGCAGUUGAACCACUAUCAAUCAGCUGCCCUGGCAAGGAACAACAGCCGUGUUAGCCCUGUGCCUCUUUCUGGGGCUGCUGCUGGCACUGAGCAGAAAACCGAAGCCGUGCUUCACUGCGAAUUCUGUGAAUUCUCCUCCGGCUACAUCCAGAGCAUCAGGCGCCACUACCGGGACAAGCAUGGUGGGAAGAAGCUUUUCAAGUGCAAAGACUGCUCCUUUUACACAGGCUUUAAAUCUGCUUUUACUAUGCAUGUGGAAGCUGGGCACUCAGCGGUUCCCGAGGAGGGCCCCAAAGAUCUUCGCUGUCCUCUCUGCCUCUAUCACACCAAAUACAAGCGCAACAUGAUUGACCACAUCGUGCUGCACCGAGAAGAGCGCGUUGUCCCCAUUGAAGUUUGCCGGUCCAAACUGUCCAAAUACUUGCAGGGAGUAGUUUUCCGCUGUGAUAAGUGUACCUUCACCUGCUCCAGUGAUGAGAGCCUCCAGCAACAUAUAGAAAAGCACAAUGAACUGAAACCUUACAAAUGCCAGCUUUGCUACUAUGAGACCAAGCACACGGAGGAACUGGACAGCCACCUUCGGGAUGAGCAUAAGGUAAGCCGAAACUUUGAGCUGGUUGGACGGGUUAACUUGGAUCAGCUGGAACAGAUGAAGGAGAAAAUGGAGAGCUCCAGCAGCGAUGAUGAGGACAAGGAAGAAGAAAUGAACAGCAAGACUGAAGACAGAGAGCUAAUGAGAUUUUCUGACCACGGGGCUGCUAUUAACACUGAGAAGCGUUUUCCAUGUGAAUUUUGUGGACGGGCGUUUUCACAGGGCUCUGAGUGGGAAAGACAUGUGCUGAGACACGGCAUGGCAUUGAAUGACACCAAGCAGGUGAACAGAGAAGAAAUCCACCCAAAAGAGAUCAUGGAGAACAGUGUUAAAAUGCCCUCCAUAGAGGAAAAGGAAGAUGACGAGGCCAUUGGGAUAGACUUUUCCCUAAAGAAUGAAACAGUAGCCAUCUGUGUAGUAACUGCCGACAAAUCUCUCCUGGAGAAUGCAGAGACCAAAAAAGAAUAAGCGUUUGGUGAAGUCCUUAAUCAAACCUUACUUGAACAGUGAUGAAAAAGUGGGAGGGCUGGCUUGGGCUGAGAAGGGAGGGACAGAAAAGAGAAGACAGAACAAAGCUGCUUUUUAGGACUGAACAAUCUAUUUUCAAAGCACUGGUACCUGUGUGAGUGAGUAUGUAAAUUAAAGUUAUUUAAAUGGUUGGAAUAUGUGGCUCCUUUUCCAUCACUACAUCUUUUCUUCCGGAUCUUCAUCAUGGAAGUUUCAUUUGUUGCGGAAUAUGGAAGCACCUCCCAAGGGUACGGUGCACCCUGUGGUGGUCUUGGACAGUAUAUGGAAACAGAAGCUCCGUGACAGUAGAAGACUUCUCAUUGGGGAGCAACUUUUUGACGCACAACUUUUGGUGCGUUUUUCUAGUUUUAAUACCUUAAGCUUUUUCAAGACCUAACUGCAGCCGCUUUGGGAAAAAAACAAAAAACAGAAAACAAAAAAAAAAAAAA